Messenger RNA from Symbiodinium sp. CCMP2592, 6183 nucleotides. NCBI's taxonomy places the organism in Eukaryota, Dinophyceae, Suessiales, Symbiodiniaceae. The record is from the annotation of a GenBank genome assembly.
AUGCGUCAGAUUCCUGUUGAUGGAACAGCGUCGCCUACCGAGAAUGUGGCCUUGACAGCCUCGACUGCUGCACCGAAUGGAGUAUCUCUUCCGUUGUUUCCGGCCUUUCAGCCCUCUCCUCUGCCAGGACAAUCACCGGUUGAUGUGCGAGAAGGAGGACGUGGACCAGGCUCGUGGUUCACCCGGUUGGGGGAUUAUAUACAGAAGAGAGUGGAGGUUACUUCGUGGUCCUCUCCACCGGGGUCUACUUCUAACCAAGCGAGUGUGUGGCAUAACAGGAGUCAAGUGCAGACUAUGAUGGUUGCGUCUCCUACUAUGGGAGAAAGGAGGCCCGAGUCGAACUCAAGCGGAUCCGCAGGGAUACCUCAAGAGAUGGUUCAGGCCGAAGUGGCUCGGCAACUGGACAGCGCGAUGAGCGAAGUGAUGAGUCGACUGCAGGACGAGAGGCUGAAGACUGAGCGAGCAGCUUUGGAGGCGCGGCAGCUACGGGAACAGCUCGAAAAAUUCGAGUCUCAGUCGCCGAGUGGUCCACGUGCAGCGGCGUCGGCUCGGGAUGACAGUGUCUUGGCGACUUUGGCCCGAGGCAUAGAAGCGCUACUGCAACAGCAACAGCAAGGACCCCGGCAUGAUCGUCCCGAAACGGUUAAGCCGGGCAUCUCUGAACUUCCCCACCUUCCGGAGUACCAGCCGGCGACGGGGUCGAUAGACUUGCUUCACUGGUUGACGCACAUAGCACCAAUGAUGGAGGAUUUGUCAGAUACCAGCUUGCUUUGGUGGCAGCAGACGGUCAAGGACGCCCUCACAUGGUAUGCCCAGUACUCAGCGAUCCGCGAGGAGGUAAUCGCUCAUGGGCAGAUGUCAAGCUUGGAUGUGCUGUGCAAACUUUACUCGGUGUACCAGCCGGGUAAUCUGCAGGAGAAGUCGUUGGUUCUGCGGAUGUUGGAGGCGGCUUCCUUGGGGAUGACGGAGCCCGAUGCGUCGGUUCUGGUGAGGGGCUUGGACAAGAUCACGGCGCCCAUCAUCCAGGGGAGUGGCGAGCUAUCGUUCCGGGUGAGCUUGAUCAGAAGUACUCUGCAGGUGGAUGUGAGUCCCUCUUCGUCUACGGUGACCACCUUUCACCAGCACCUCCAGGCCGAGAUGGAACAGCAGGCCAGAUUCGGAGUGGCCAAAGGGAUUUCGGAUGUUUCUCCUGCGAUACGAGCGGUUACCACUGGCACCACCGUGAGGGAGUGUCGAGCUCCCGGAGGUGGCCAGGCAAAGUCGGCAGCUUCGCGUACUGAGGCGGCGGGUCCAGGUGAAACGGGAUCUACGUCACCAACGGCUUCUGCUUCGGACUCCCCGGCGAGGAAAGUGAAGUUUGAUGGGGAGCAAGUGCAGGCCAAAGUGUUUCAAGUCCUCCAGGAGGUGAAGAACAUUCCUUUGUUCAGGUCAGUGAUGGACACGGUGAGCCGGUGGGCGUCCCAACCUGUACCGCCUUCCCCUAGGGCACGAUCGGCUUUGUUGGACUCAGGUGCAACCCAUGUUCUACGUGCGCCUGCUGAUGAUCAAGAAUGGGACCGAGCCAAGGAUGUGAAUGUUCAGUUAGCGGGCGAUGGCUAUGCGGCCAUGCGGCAAACACCCGCAGGUACGAUACUCAACGAUGACCAGAUGGCUCAGGAGUGCUACCUGUACGGCGAGGACGGUGAGAUCAUCAACUUGGAGGUGGUCCGCGGAUGUCCUGAGGUGAGUGAAGAGGUUGCAAAGAAGUUGAUUAUGCGGUUAGAGGAAACUCAACUUCCUCAGCUUCAGGAUGCCACUGCAGCAUCGGCUAAGGCACUCAGCUGUGUGACGUCGAGUUGGUGGGUUUGUCUCAUGGAGUAUGUGAUGACGGGCAGCGGUGAAGCUGCUAAGAUGGCAAUCAACAAGGCCCCCUUCUUACUGUACAAGGAUGUGUUGGUGGAGGCCCUGGCAAUUUCAAGACCGCGGAAGGGCAUCUGGGAGCUGUUGAAGGCCAUCAAUGUGAAUAGGCGAACUCGCAAGCGCCUGAUGAACUCUUCCUCGUGGGUGAUUCGUUGGGAUCCUCCGGCGGUAGAUCGACCUCGGGAUGCCUUGAAGCAUUUGGGAAUGGCCAAGGAGACCAUGUACAUCAACCUGAACACCUUGCUGAUGGAGAAUGAGUUUGAGGAUGUGUGGAAGGUUGUGCUAUGGGGUGCAAUGGAUGGAAAGAUCAGCACCGUCGUGGCAAAGGACAGUUUGGGGUCUCCGAUGGACCACGUGGUUGCAGCCCCUCAUCGCAGCAAGGUGCAUUAUCUACAUGCGCUGGCGACGGCAGGUCGGACUGCCCAUGGUCAGGGUGCUGUGAGAUUGUUGGUGGAGGACCUCCAUCGAGUUCAGCGAGAUCAGCGCGAUGGUGUUGAAGAGAGUAUGUGGCCGGCAUGGUCAAUGUGCAAAGAUGCCAAGGAGUACAUGGCUGAAAUGGGGAUUGUUGAUAUCUCCAUAGCUGAGUUCACGGGCGAGAACUAUGUGAGGGUGGCCCGUCUUGAUGGAGAUGCAGCGUGGCGCUUGCAUGUCAUGCGGGGGCAUCAACCUUUUCGUCGAGAUUGUUCGGUUUGUGUUCGCAACAGUGCCACAGGCAAGCAGCACCGAACAACUAUGCACCCGAUGGCCUACACGUUGAGUGUAGAUGUGGUGGGACCGUUGAAGGAGCAUGGGAAGUCACCAGAUGGGAAGUUCUUCAAGUACUUUGUCAUUGGCGCCCUGAGAAUACCUAAGGUUGAGGGUGGUGAUGGACAUCCAGAAGUUCACGGGCAUCCCAUCCCUCCAGAUGGUGUUGAUGAAAGCGAGGAGGAGAUCCUCUCAGAGGAGGAGCGCGACGAGGAGGAGGCCGUUUCCGAGGGUGACUACUGUGAUCCUGCUGAGGUCGAAAAGGAGAACGAGCGGUGGAAGGAGUUGAGGGCUACGUUUAAGGAGCCCAUUGCUACCACCACCUUGUACUUUGCGGUUCCUGUUAACAACAAGAAGGCUGCUACGAUGCUACCGGCGGUGCAGAAGAUUGUCUUGGAUGUGAAGGCCCUUGGCUACCCGGUCACAAGGUUGCACAGUGAUCGUGGUGGUGAGUUCAGAGGUCACUUGGUGCGACGCUGGGCCUUAUCCCAAGGCAUGUGGCCUACUACGACAUCGGGGUCGGAGUCGGCAUCCAAUGGAGUCGCUGAAGCAGGAGUGCGAUACCUAAAGCGCAGAGCUAGAGUGCUACUGGAUAGCUCAGGGGUGGGUCGGCAGCACUGGCCUACGGCGGUUCAGCAUGCAGCAGCUCAACAACGUUGCGACCAACUUGGAGUUCUACCUGCGCUCCCUGUUGCCUAUGGUACCAAGGUGUAUGUGAAGACCAAGAAGUACAAGACUGGUGCAGUUGAAGACUUUGGACCGCAUUGGACCCGGGGACGGUAUGUUGGACCGUCCACAGACAUUCGAGGAGGUCAUGUUAUACUGAAGGACUCGGGCACCUUUGUACAGACCACCCACGUGAGAAUUACCAGGGAGCCACCCCCCUUGGAUACCAUUGCACCGACUGUGGUUGUGGAGCCUGAAGCCAUUGAGAGUCCGGUCCCUGGAAGGGAGGAACCUCCUCUACCACCACCAGAUAUCCCUCCACCUGAAAGGAGGCUCCGAGCGAAGACUCCGCGGGCCGCGAAGCUUGACGAGCUUUAUGAGCCCUGUGUUGAGCUGUCUGAGGCUACCCAGGGCAUAAAAGGUUCGUUCGAGGAGGAGCUCGAGUUGAAGUACCUCCGCCUGGAGGAGAUUGAGUACCUGGAGGGUGUUGCGCGUGGCUUGUAUGAGGGUAAGAAGUUCUCCAAAAAUGAUGGCCACAAAUUGUUGAGUUUGUUUGCGGGGACCUGUGGCAAUUUAAAGGUCCCACGUGCUCCAGAAGGGCAAGGCUUGGUGCUGGGUGCCUUUGUUCAUGGAGGGUCAUUUGGAGUGACUCGUUAUGGUCGAGACCUACCAUGGGUCAUGAAGUACUUCAACACGUACCUCUAUGAAAGGAUGAAAGCUCGUUGGCCACAUGUGCGUCCCACUUGGACUACUCUAGCCCUUCAAUGUGCAGAGACUAUUCCUCGUCACCGUGAUGUUCACAAUGAGAGAGCGACGUUUAACUACGUUGUGGAACUGAAGGCUGAGGAUAAGGGAGGGCUGUGGGUUGAAGACAAGGGCCUCGAGCGCGGUGUCGUUGGAGGUGAACGUUUGGAAGACUUUCAGUAUGAGGCGCAGGACGGUGCGGUGUAUGACGGUUUUGUGGUUGAUAUCACAGAGCAGCCAGCGGCAUUUAGUCCUAUGACCCCGCACGCCUACGUCACGAAUGGUCAUCGACGGUGGUUCUUGAGUGCCUACACACCACAGGGGUUUUCUCGGUUGAGUCUUGGUGAUCAACAAUAUUUGCAACGUGCUGGGUUUCCUCUUUGUCAAGAAGAUGAAGAUAACCAUGGAGUGCGGGAAGAGGCUCCUGCACUAAAGGCUGCUGACUUACCUUGUGGGACUACGUUGAGCGGAGCUCAUGGUGCCCCUCGAGAUGUGGAAGUAGCUACUGUGGGUGAUUGUGAAGGAAGCUUCAGCGACUGGGCCAUCUACGUUGAGGACUAUGUCGAGGAGGAGGCAGAUCCGGGAGAAUGUGAGCAAGUACGAUGCUUGAGGAGGAUUGGUUCUUCCGAUGAUCCUGGUGAUGAGCUUUGGUCUUUGGUUGAGGCAUCGGAGCUGUUGUCCGAGGAACAGGUUGGCCCAGAGGUUGUUGAGAACUUUGGUGAGAGGCUGGAGCAUUGGAGCUCUAUGGGAACUUUGGAGGUUCCAAGGAUUGCAAAGCUCGAGCCUGAGUACACCCCAGGCAUUGAGGAGAUCAUCAAAGGAGCAGUGGAGCAGCGGUGUCCGCUUCGCCAUACCUACAAUGUGAGCCCACAUGAGGCUAAGGCGGAGAUUGAAAAAUGGCGGGCCGCGAUAGCCAAGGAGGUGGGAGUCGUUGAGAAGGGAUUCAAAAGGAUCCGGGCCGACGAGGUCAAUGAGAUGAAGAAGGAGUUCACUGUACAGGAGUUGCCCUCAAAGUUAGUGUAUACCGUGAAACCUCCGAACACCACACCUACUACAACUUCAGAUUCGGAGGAUGAGAGUUUGUACUGUCGUCGCAAGGCUAGGGUGGUGUGUUGUGGCAACUUUGCAGACGAGGAGGGUUCCGACCUCUUCGCCGGAGGCAUCGCCGCCGAGAGCAUGAGGUGCGUGCUCGUGUACACGGCAGACCAGGGCUGGAUGGUUGGAAUAGUUGAUGUUACUGGAGCAUUUAUGCUCACUCCGCUCCCCCAAUCACAAGGGCAAGUUCGUUACAUUAUACGCCCACCAGCUGCUUUGGUGGCUCUCGGUCUAGCUGACCGAAACGAAAGGUGGCUGCUAACGCAUGGCAUGUACGGCUUGCGUCAAUCGCCCAGGCUUUGGGCAGACUACCGCGACACCGAGCUGAAGAAUAUCACUGUGGAGUAUGACGACAAGGUCUGCGGGUUGAAGCAGGGUGUUGCAGAGCCGAAUAUGUGGUUGGUGUAUGAAGUGGGAGCACCGCUAGAUCGACCCCCUGAAGGCUUGAUUCUGGUGUACGUUGAUGAUAUAAUGCUAUGCGGACCUAGAGGUUUGGUGUGUGCGGUGGCGGCUAGAAUUUCUCAGUUGUGGAAAACUUCGGAGCUGGAGUUGCUGACUGCAGAGCACGACCUACGGUUUUUGGGGUGUGAAAUAUCAACGUCCGAGGAUGAGAAUGUGUUCUACCUCCACCAGCGGCCUUACAUUGAUGAAAUUCUUCGCCAUCAUGAGGUUGCGGCUACUAUGCUGUCACAAGUGCAAGCUCCGCGGGAUAUGGUGACCUUUGAAGCCUUUGAAGGAGAAUCCCCGGGCACUCCCGAGGAAAUUAAGGCCGCACAACGGCUGUGCGGCGAGCUGUUGUGGCUUGCCCAGCGUUCAAGGCCGGACAUAUGCUACGUUGUCAGUGCUAUGAGUUCGCUUUUGUCGAGGGCGGCUGUUCGGUGUGUUGCUAUCGGUACAAGACUUUUGGCCUACUUGCAGCAGACUAAGAACUUGGCGCUGACGAUGAGAGCUACCACCAGCGAUCGAGCUUAUCGCCUACUCGGACAGCUCUUUUGCCCCGCAAGGGAGCCGAAGCUUCACUGGAGUGGUACUUAG